Messenger RNA from Melozone crissalis (California towhee), 2013 nucleotides. RefSeq names its product protein ecdysoneless homolog. The record is from RefSeq and is a predicted model, not a curated record. The transcript has 11 exons. Bases 1 to 1332 code for a protein of 443 amino acids. Lineage: Eukaryota; Metazoa; Chordata; Aves; Passeriformes; Passerellidae. Gene Ontology annotation, cellular component: nucleus.
AUGGAGGCGCUGCGGCGGCCGGCGCUGCCCGAGGACGCGGUGCGCUCCCGCCUGUUCGCGGCGGCGGCGGGCCCGGGCGGCGAGGCGCUGCUGCGGCGCUGCGUUGAGCUGGCCCUGGUGCGCUUGGCCCCGCUCCUGGCCGCCUGCGUGUGGCAGCGGCAGCCGUUCCGCCUGCGCUACGUGCCGGGCCGCGGUGAGCCGGGAGCGGGCCGGGAGGCGCGGCGGGAGGAGCGCCCGGAGCGGAGGGACUGGGAGGGGCACCCGGCGGCCGGGAACCGGGAGCCACUGGUGCAGCAGCAGUUUGUUCCAGACAGACGCAGUGGAUACACCCUGCCCGCCCCAGCUCAUCCUCAGUACGGAGCCUGCGAGCUGGGCAUGAAGCUGGCUCAUGGCUUUGAAAUGUUGUGCUCCAAGAGCAGUAAAGUGGCUCCUGAUGCCAAGAGAAACGUGUUAAGCGGUCCUCUGUGGGAGAGAUUCCUCAGGAGCUUGAAGGAGAAGGAUUAUUUCAAGGGAGAAAUGGAAGGAUCAGCCAAGUACCUGGAACUGUUGCACAUGGCAGAAGAUCACUUCCAGCAAUCUGUUGCAGUGCCAGAAAGCUGUGAUGAAGUGAGCCCAGGUGAUGAAAUCCUGACACUACUACAGACAACCCCCAUUGAUGUGAAGGAAUUGGAGAGAGAAGCAGCUUGUCUUCCUGCAGAGGAUGAUGACAGCUGGCUGGAUAUUACACCAGGUGCUCUGGAUCAGAUGCUGAGGGAGACAAGAAAUGAGUCCCUUCCUUCCCCAAAUGAGGAGGAGCAAAAGUAUGACUUGGAAACAGUUGCUGAGAGCAUGAAGGCUUUUGUGUCCAAAGUCUCCACGCAGGAAGGAGCAGAAAUGCCAUGGUCAUCUGAUGAAUCCCAUGUUACCUUUGAUGUGGAUUCUUUUACAAAAGCCCUGGACAGAAUUUUAGGGGCAGACUUGGAGGAGCUGGAUUGUGAUGAUGUGGAUGAAGAGGAGGAGUUUGGUUUCUCAGCUGAGGAUGAUGAGGAGCUGGAUGCUGGGAAUGGAAGGCAGGAGCAGAAGGUGUCUCCUGAGGAGCUCGUGGGCAGUCUCAAGGCGUACAUGAAGGAGAUGGACCGUGAGCUGGCACAGAGCAACGUUGGGAAAAGUUUCAGCAGCCACAAGAGAGGGGCAAGUUCUGUUGGAGCAGCCCCAUGUGAGAGUGCUGGCCCUGAUUGUGGAGCUGAGGCUGCUGAGCUGGCAGCCCUGGCUGUGGACAUGAACCUGGUGGCAAAGCUGCUCGAGUCCCACAGUGCCCAGGCUGGCCUGGCAGGACCCAGCUGGAACAUUUGACAGAGCCUGGGGGUGAAUUUACCUGAGAGCACAGAGCUCACUGGCAGCUGAGCAAGGCAGGGAGAGCCUUUGCACAAGACAUGGCUGCUGGGGAGAUGGAGCACAGACACACAAGCAGGAUGUGGGAGAAGAGGCCAAAGCAGUUCAGGGAGAGCACUGGCAGGUUGGACAGGGAUUAGAGAUGGACAGCAAGAGCUGGGAAGUGUGAAGAAGGUUCUGCUACAUUUCAAGGAAUUUGGACUGCUGAGAGCAGCUUCCCAGGGGAGCCCUGCAAGGCUCUGGGAGUGCUCCCAGGAGAGUUUGCCAUGGAAGAAGAAGCAUUUCCAUGCUGCCUCUUCCACUGCUUUGAGGUAACACACGAGGCAUCUCCACUUUUAAUUCUGAGAGUGUUUUUAGUGAAGGAAGCCUGAUGGAAUUAAUUAGGGCAGACAAGUGGUGUGUGGUUCCCUUUCAAUGGAUUUCUGUCCAAGUGUAUUCUGGAGUUGUUUAACUGGUUAAUUUUCCCUUAUAGUCUGUGUUUCAACUGGGGGAAUCCCCAUUCACCUGCAAUGUUGAGGGUAUCAAUGGAAAGAAACCCUGCCUUGGCCAUUAUUUCAGGGCUAUCAAUGGAUGGGGAAUCCCCAUUUUCUUGCUGAAAUAGAUCACGGAACACCCUUUGUGAUGGGAUUUUAUAGGUUUGAA